This is a messenger RNA of Lytechinus variegatus (green sea urchin), 1296 nucleotides long. It is a transcript of the gene rbm42, whose product is annotated as RNA-binding protein 42-like. The transcript is spliced from 7 exons. Bases 158 to 1279 code for a protein of 373 amino acids. Gene Ontology annotation, molecular function: mRNA binding. The record is from RefSeq and is a predicted model, not a curated record. Lineage: Eukaryota; Metazoa; Echinodermata; Echinoidea; Temnopleuroida; Toxopneustidae.
ACGUAGUUCAGCGGAACCACCAAAAUACAGAGACUGAAGCUUUUGGUCUAGGCAUUCUCCAACAAAAUGUACAACACUUUCCAGUUCGGAGGGGCAGGACUUUGUGGUACUUUGAUUCAGAGAGAAUAAUCUAUUCGUUGGGUUUGAGGAGGAGAUUAUGAGUUUAACACAGGACCCAACACCCAUUGGGGGAGCAUUGCAAAGUCAAGAACAUAAAGCAUCAAGUUUUCAAUUCCAGCCUAGGCAGACCCAAGGGAUUCCUAGAGCACCUGGCUUUCAGCCAAGACAGAUGGGCAGGCCUGGUGGAAAUAUGUCAAGACCAAACAGACCACCAAGGGAACACCAGGGAUUUGUCCCUCACCAAGUGAGGGCAAACCAGAGACCACAAGGCCCCCCUCGUUUCUCCCACUUACCACCCCCUCCACCCCCUCCCCCUAUGGACACUGGAGGCCCAAUGGGACCAAUGCCCAACAUGGUUCCACCUAACAUGAUGGGUCCCCUCCCUCCCCCACCGAUGCCUCCCUUUGCAAUGAUGCCCCCGGCUCCACCUAAUUUACAGAAACCAGUCACUCUAUCUGCCAAGCCUACAACCUAUGCAUCUAAACCAGUUCUGAAUAAGAAGUCCAAGAAGAAAGUGAAGAAAGAAAAGUUAACAGAGUCAAAGGAUGAACCGACAGCUGUAAAAAAAGAAGUGAAGAAGAAUGAAGAACCUGCAGUUCUGUCAAUUGCACCACCAGACCCUUCUGUUCCUCAGGAGCACAAUGUACGUUCCGCGAUGCCCCUACCCCCUCCACCGGCCAUACCACAAGCCUUCAAUCCUGUCCCUACCCCUACAGAUCUCACCCAGGGUGGGGCGUAUGAGCUUGGCACAGCGUCAGAGCCAUUGAAGAAGAAGGAUAAAAAGAAGAAACAUAUCAGAGUAGCUGCGGGUACUACAUGGGAAGAUGAUAGCUUAGCUGAGUGGGACCCCAAUGAUUUUAGGUUAUUUGCAGGUGAUCUUGGCAAUGAGGUAACUGAGGACACACUAACUAAAGUCUUUGGAUCAUACCCUAGCUUCUUAAGAUGCAAGAUCAUUCGUGACAAGAGGACCAAUAAGACAAAAGGCUAUGGAUUUGUUAGCUUCAAGGAUCCUAGAGACUUUGUACAAGCAAUGAAAGACUGGAAUGGAAAAUACGUUGGUAAUCGCCCUAUCAAGCUUCUGAAGAGUACCUGGAAAGAUAGAGACGUCAGUUCCGUCAAGAAGAAACAAAAGGAGAAAGAUAGGCUUGGGCUUCGGUGAUGCAUAUAAACAAGACA